GUGACCGUCGCCGUUGCCGUUGAUUUUGCAAGAAUCCGAACUUGAAGAGUGCCGCCAGCUAAACAUCAAACCCGUCUCUGGAAGGGAAGAACGGAACGAAGAAAUGAUCGUCGUCUGGAACGUCAACGCUAGCUUUGGAUUACAGUGAUUUAAAUAUCAUUAUUGAUAGCCGCAAAAUAUGACUAAUCGGAUUCAAGUUAAAUUGCGAAUCGUUGUCCUUGCGGUUUGCUGGACAACGAUCGGUACUAAUGCCUACAGGAAUGUGCAACCGGAAGCAAUCUCAUUCCGACGAGACAGCGUGGAAUCAGUCCCUUCUCGUGGAUUACAAAAGACAGCCGCCUACACCCAGAUUGAUGAUAUCUUUGGAACGAAAUCACUGCCACUGAGAAGUGCUGUUGAAAGCAUUCCGGCAAACUUAGUUGAUGAACAUCUACCGCUGCGUGAUGCAGUUGAGUUCCGCAUUCUGGAUAUGGAUAACGCCAUCGAAGAUGUCGUUAGCGAUAUCAAGUCGGUGGUUACGCUGGAACAACAAAGAAUUGAAUCAGCGGAAGUCCUAGACUAUCGAGCUCAAUCGAAUCCAUUUUUUCAGAACAAGUAUGCAGCAUAUUCAUUCCCUACGCAGUACGAUACGAGGAAUCCACAGCCGUUCCGAUACGGUUCGCCGUAUCAACAGCUUGUGGAUGUAAGCACGUUGAAACAAUUACCUAUGGUGGAGUACAAUCAUAUUCAAAGAGUUUCCAGUCUUAAGCUAAGUCGCGACGAUUACAAAGUUGUCUGCCAUAUGACCAACUGGGCUUUCUAUCGAAAGGACGAGGCACAAUUCGUACCCGAGCAGAUCGAUAAUAAAUUGUGCACGCAUAUAGUUUACUCAUUUGCAUCGUUGGAUCCUGCCAGUCUAAUCAUGAAGGAGUUCGAUUCGUGGGCGGAUAUAGAGAAUGAUAUGUACAGACGAACCAUUCGCGCAGGUGGAUCGGAUGUACCGGUCCUUCUUGCAAUAGGUGGUUGGACAGACUCGGUCGGCAAUAAAUAUUCGACCAUGGUGAGCUCUGCCCAGAGCCGCAGAACAUUUAUACAGAAUGCGGUUUUCUUCUUAAAGACACAUGGAUUCUCGGGUUUACAUUUUGAUUGGAACUAUCCGGUGUGCUGGCAAAGUGAUUGCUCCAAGGGACCGUCAAGUGAUAAACCGAAUCUCACCAAACUGAUGAUGGAAAUGCGACAAGAGUUUUCCAGGGAGGGUCUGAUUGUUAGCAUGAGCAUAUCAGGAUACAAAGAAGUUAUUACCGAGGCUUAUGAGAUUGCUCAGCUAUCCAACAUAGUUGAUUUUAUGACUGUCAUGACGUACGACUACCAUGGAUCAUGGGAGACUCAAACGGGUCACGUAAGUCCCUUGUUUGCAAGUUCGGGAGACAAAUAUCCUCAAUACAACGUCGAUUAUGCCAUGCAAUUAUUGGUUAAAAUGGGUGCCCAAAAGGAUAAGCUGAUUAUGGGUGUACCCCUAUAUGGCCAAAGUUUCACCUUGACACGAAGUAGAGACAGAAAUGAAGCUGCCGGAUUUGGGACGCCUUCGUCAGGUCCCGGGAACGCCGGUGAAGACACUAAGCAACCGGGAAUGUUAGCAUAUUAUGAAAUAUGUCAAAGAGUGAGAAAACGCAAGUGGAAGGUCGGAAGAGACUCUUCGUUAAAAUCUGGACCGUAUGCUACGUACCUGGAUCAAUGGGUUGGGUAUGAUGAUCCCGUGUCGGCAACGGUCAAAGCUCAAUAUGUAAUGAAAGCCGGAUAUGGAGGUAUUUCUGUUUGGACAAUUGACUUAGAUGAUUUCCAAAAUAGAUGCUGUGAGGAACGAUAUCCAGUUUUAAGUUCUAUUAAUCGGGUGUUUGGUCGUUUAAAAUCUCCUCAGCCAACAGUAGUAGACUGUACACGUCCAGCUCAACCAGUAACUCCUGCACCUGCCGAAAUGACUAUCGGCGUAGAUAAUGGUGGUGGAGGCGGUCCAGCUGCUUCAACUACUUCCUGGCCGACGUGGCAAGAGCCGUCAACAACUAAGAAAUCAACAACCAGCACUACAACAACCACAACUACGUCAACUACAACUGAGCAACCAACUACAACGACUCGUCGGUCAACCACAAGAACGACAACCACACCUACAACUACUAGAAGAACCACUACCACUACAACCUAUGUUCCUCCCACAACUACCGUUGGAACAACAAUCCCUGCUCCGGGAUUAGUCCAGCCUGAAUUAACCGAGGGUGAGCCCUGUGAACCGAAUCAGUACAAAGCUCAUCCGCACAGUUGCAAUUCUUACUACCGAUGCGUAUACGGAGAACUCAGACAACAGUUUUGCGCUGGAGGGCUUCAUUGGAAUGAAGCCGCCAGUUUGUGUGAUUGGCCUGCAUCUGCAAAGUGUACAAGGGAUACAUUUGACGCAGUUCCAUCAGUAACCCCUACUACAACAACUACUACAACUGAAACACCUACUACAACACGACGAAGAACCACUACUACUACUCGCUACACACGUCCGACAACGACGACAACUCGAACUACCACACGUCCCACCAGACGGACAACAACUCAACCUCAGACGACGACUUCGCGUGUUCCUAAUAAUCCUCGACCUACGAAAAAACCAGUAACGACCACAAAGAAACCUGUCCAAAAACCGAGCGAUAAAUGCGUCAAUGGUGAAUACUACCCACACAAAAGUUGUGAUAGUUUUUACAUUUGUGUUAAUGAGAAAAAGAUCGCACAACAAUGCGGACCAAGUUUGUACUGGAAUCAAGACGAGAAGAGCUGUGACUGGGAGGACAAUGUCAACUGUGUCAGUCGACUAAAGUACUACAAAUUGUUGGAAAAGUACACUAACUUUGCGUCAUUAAAAGUUCUUUCCGAAAACGAUCCAUGUGAAGAUCAAAGCCACGUCCCAUAUCCUGGAGAUUGCUCGCAAUACCUGGUUUGUAACUGGGGACGGUUGGAAGCUGCUAGUUGCGCCGAUGGGUUACACUGGAAUCAGGCGCUAAUGAUCUGUGACUGGCCAAUUAAUGCCAAAUGCCAACAGACGCCAACGUCAGAGAGUAGUUCUGAAGAAGAAGGUGAGAAUCUACAGGAAGUUGAUCAGAAUAUUGAGCGUCCUUCCAGCAAACCAACAACCACCAGCACCACAACAUCUACAACAACAACAACCACAACUACAGAGAUGCCUAUACUUGAGCCACUGUCGGGAUAUUAUAAAAUGGUUUGCUACUUCACAAACUGGGCAUGGUACCGGAAGGGAUAUGGAAAGUAUACACCGGAUCACAUAAGAACGGAUCUUUGUACGCAUAUUGUGUACGGUUUCGCUGUGCUGGAUUACUCUUCGCUUACGAUCAAGACGCAUGACUCGUGGGCUGAUAUUGAUAACAAAUUCUAUACUCGCGUAGUUGCUGCCAAAGAGAAAGGUGUCAAGGUUACUCUAGCGAUUGGAGGAUGGAAUGACUCGGCCGGGGACAAAUACAGUCGACUAGUAAGGAGUGCUGCUUCUAGGUCAAAGUUUAUCCAGCAUGUAGUUGGGUUCCUGGAAAAGUACGGAUUUGAGGGAUUGGAUCUAGAUUGGGAGUACCCGGUGUGUUGGCAGGUCGAUUGCAAGAAGGGUUACGCCGACGAAAAGGAAGGGUUCGCUAGUUUGGUUCGAGAGUUGUCUGAAGAAUUUAGACCUAGAGGAUGGCUGUUGUCGGCAGCGGUAUCUCCAAGUAAAACGGUCAUCGAUGCUGGUUACGACGUGCCGACUUUGGCACAGUACUUCGACUGGAUUGCUGUUAUGACGUACGACUUCCAUGGCCAGUGGGACAAGAAGACUGGGCAUGUUGCACCCCUGUACUACCAUCCUGAGGAUGAAAUUGAUUUCUUCAAUGCGAACUACUCAAUCAACUAUUGGAUCGAGCUGGGAGCACCAUCCAGGAAAUUGGUCAUGGGUAUGCCACUGUACGGACAGUCGUUUGGAUUGGCAGAUACAAAGAAGAAUGGUUUGAACUCGAAAGCUCCUGGGCCUGGACAAGCCGGAGAAUUCACUCGUGCGGCUGGUUUUCUGGCGUACUACGAGAUCUGCGAUCGUAUCCAAAAUAAGGAGUGGGUAGUUGUACAGGACGAACUUAAACGUAUGGGACCUUAUGCGUACAAAGGCAACCAAUGGGUUUCGUUCGACGACAAGGAAGCCUUACUAAGGAAGGUGCAAUUUAUACGGGCGAUGAAUCUUGGUGGGGGCAUGAUUUGGGCACUAGAUUUAGAUGAUUUUAAAAACCGUUGCGGACAGGGGCAUCAUCCUCUGUUGAGUGCCAUUCGCGAAGGCCUGAGAGAACCACCGAGUGGUGUGGAAGUUGUGCCUCCUACCGUUCCGGAACCAAACAAAGAGGUAGCAACAGUCAGCACGAAUACCGUACCAUCGGGUAGCAGUUCAAGCCACGAGCAUCACCAUGGAUCAACAGAUAAUUCUGAGCAAGACGAAAACGCCAUUGAACUAGAUUACAAUUACAAAGUUGUUUGUUAUUUCACUAAUUGGGCAUGGUAUCGUCAAAGUAAAGGAAAAUAUGUCCCUGAAGAUAUUGAUCCGGAACUCUGCACCCAUAUUGUAUACGGCUUUGCGGUGUUGGAUCGUGAGAGCUUGGUAAUCAAACCGCAUGAUUCAUGGGCAGACAUUGACAAUCGUUUCUACGAGAGGGUUGUGGAAUGGAAGCAGAAGGGUAAAAAGGUAACAGUGGCCAUCGGUGGUUGGAAUGACUCAGCUGGCGAUAAAUAUAGUCGAUUGGUACGAAGUGCUUCUGCUAGAAGCAAGUUCAUUUCCAAUGUGGUUCUAUUCAUCGAGAAAUACGGAUUCGACGGUUUGGAUCUUGAUUGGGAGUAUCCGGUUUGCUGGCAAGUUGAUUGUACUAAGGGUUAUGCAGACGAGAAGGAAAGCUUCGCCAAUUUGGUAAUCGAGUUAUCCGAAGUGUUUAAACCAAAAGGAUUGCUACUCUCAUCUGCUGUUUCACCAAGCAAAAAAGUUAUUGAUGCUGGUUACGAUGUCGUCGCCCUUUCAGAUUACAUGGAUUGGGUGGCUGUAAUGGCCUACGAUUAUCAUGGUCAAUGGGAUAAAAAAACUGGACACGUUGCACCAAUGUACGAACAUCCUGACGAUUUCGAUAAGACUUUCAAUGCCAACUUUACGAUCCACUACUGGAUUGCUCAAGGAGCUGACCCUCGUAAGCUAGUUAUGGGAAUGCCAAUGUACGGUCAGUCAUUCUCACUCGCAAAUGCCAUGGACCACGACCUCAAUGCAAAAACUUAUGGCGGUGGAGAAGCCGGUGAAUAUACAAGAGCUCGUGGCUUCCUCGCCUAUUACGAGAUAUGUGCCAAUAUAAGAAAUAAAAAGUGGACGGUGGUACGUGAUCGCAAAGGUCGAAUGGGUCCAUAUGCCUACAAAGGAGACCAAUGGGUAUCAUUUGAUGAUCAAUUUAUGAUUCGCCAUAAAAGCGAAUAUGUGAAAGCUAUGGGUCUGGGUGGCGCUAUGAUUUGGGCAUUGGAUCUGGACGAUUUCCGUAAUUCUUGUGACUGUGAAGAGUAUCCUCUACUAAGAACUAUCAAUAGAGUGUUGAGAAAUUAUCCAGGACCUGGACCCAAAUGUAUUCUUGAAACAGAAUCUCGACCAACUCGACCAUCUACAACCGUCGCGAGUACCACUUCAGAGACCACUAGAAGACCUACUACUUCUACCACUACUACUACAACUAAACGCACUACUACUACUACCGCUGCUACUAGAAGACCUACUUCCACAAAGCGAACUACACCAACGAGACCUACCUCUACAACCACAGAUCCACUGGAAUACGAAGAGAUUAAUGAAGUAGACAAUCAACAGAGUUGCACUGAUGGACGCCUGUUCGUUUCUCACCAAACGGAUUGUAGGAAAUACUAUAUCUGUCAGUACGGCAAACUGUAUGAACAAAUCUGUCCAGGUGGUCUGCACUGGAGCGGUGACCAUUGCGACUGGCCUCAAAACACCAAUUGCCAGAGCAAAGAAUCUGGGAAGCCGACGACUACUAGGAAGCCAACACCUACCACUACUACAACAAGGCCAUCCACGACUACUGCUCCACCAAAGCGCACCACCCCUAGAAGCACGACGGUUUGGUGGUCUCCGGAAACAACUACCAAAAGACCUGCACGGCCUCCGACGACCGAUCCCGAUUCUCAGCUAACGGGCAGUAACGACUACAAGGUUGUCUGCUACUUUACCAACUGGGCGUGGUAUCGGCAAGGGGACGGAAAGUACACACCAGAUGAUAUUGACGAUAAUCUAUGUACUCACAUAGUGUAUGGAUUCGCUGUUCUGGAUAGAGAGAGUAUGACUAUCAAAACGCACGAUUCAUGGGCCGAUAUCGAUAAUCGGUUCUACGAACGAGUUGUGGAACACAAACGUAAUGGAGUGAAGGUGACGCUUGCAUUAGGUGGAUGGAAUGAUUCUUUAGGGGAUAAGUAUAGCAAAUUGGUGCGAAACCCGUCCGCUCGAGCAAGGUUCGUCAAGCAGGCGGUGGAGUUUAUCGAGAAGCACAACUUCGACGGGCUUGAUUUAGAUUGGGAGUAUCCGGUUUGUUGGCAAGUUGAUUGCAAAAAAGGAUUCCCAGAUGAAAAGGAAAGUUUCGCAGAUCUUGUGAAAGAACUGGCGGUAGAGUUUCGCCCGAGAAAAUGGCUGCUGUCCGCAGCAGUUUCGCCCAGCAAAAUGGUGAUCGAUGCGGGCUACGAGGUACCAGUUCUCGCAGAAUAUUUCGAUUGGAUAGCAGUAAUGACGUACGAUUUCCAUGGCAAUUGGGAUAAACAGACGGGUCAUGUGGCACCAUUGUAUUAUGUCCCUGGGGAUACGUAUGAUUACUUCAACGCCAAUUACUCUAUCAAUUACUGGAUAGAAAAAGGAGCCCCAUCUAAAAAACUAGUCAUGGGAAUGCCACUUUAUGGACAAUCCUUUUCAUUGGCUGAUUCCACCAGAAACGGAUUGAACGAGAAAUCGUACGGACCGGGAGAAGCUGGUGAAUUUACGCGGGCAGGAGGAUUUUUAGCGUACUACGAAAUAUGCGAAAAAGUCAAUCGAAAUGGUUGGGCUGUCCAACGAGAUGAAGACGGAAGGAUUGGUCCGUAUGCUUAUCGUGGGAAUCAAUGGGUUUCCUAUGAUGAUGUUGAUGAGAUUCGCAGAAAAACGCAGUAUUUGAAGCGAAUGAAUCUGGGCGGUGGAAUGAUCUGGGCACUGGAUUUGGACGAUUUCAGAGGACGGUGUGGAUGUGGUAGACAUCCAUUGCUUCGAACGAUGAACCAAGAGUUGGGCAGGAUAACCACGAAGCGUCCUGAAAACUGUACUUAAGGUUUAACAAUAUGUUUAUCGAGAUAUAGUAAAACUACCAGAUAAUCGUACGAGUGUAUUAUUGAAAGAAACGUUCUGAUACUCUCCAUAUUCUACAUCCUCUCUGUUUUCUAUCACGAUGUAACCUGAAGCAUGAGAAUGCUACGCAUUUUCCCGUACUCGGAGAAACUGGAAGUACUUCGAAGUAAACGAGGAUAAAUAUGUUACUUAUCUUAUUUCUGCCUUUGUUGGAACCUCCCUAGCGACUGUGAUGACGAAUAAGCGAAGUUUUUGUGCCCAGCAAAAAAUCCGCAAGACAUCGCAGUGCAACCUCCCUAGCGACUAUGAUGACGAAUAAGCGAAGUUUUUGUGCCUAGCAAAAAAUCCGGAAGGCAUCGCAGUGUGCUUCCUAGCUGUUGCUGCUUUUCUACCUGCUUUGCGCUACUUCUCUUAACUGUGACAGAGGGCAACCCAUGUUCGGCUUAUCCUUCACAGCAAGAGUGGCCGGUGCUUUUGGAUGUUUGUCGUUAGCCGGCGAAGCGAAACUCCACACCUAUAUACAUAAACAACACGGUUUACAAUCGAGGGAUUGCCCUUCCUAUGUUCAUUCUUAGGGAUAGACCGUUCCAGCAUCAAAUUAUGGUCUUGUCAAUUUUGGUCUU
Molecule: messenger RNA, 8010 nt
Organism: Topomyia yanbarensis
Lineage: Eukaryota; Metazoa; Arthropoda; Insecta; Diptera; Culicidae
Product: probable chitinase 10
Exons: 10
Coding region: 179-7369 (2396 amino acids)
Biological process (GO): chitin catabolic process; carbohydrate metabolic process
Cellular component (GO): extracellular region
Molecular function (GO): chitin binding; chitinase activity
Source: RefSeq, a predicted model, not a curated record